Penicillium verhagenii is the source of this 801-nucleotide messenger RNA. RefSeq names its product chorismate mutase ARO7. NCBI's taxonomy places the organism in Eukaryota, Fungi, Ascomycota, Eurotiomycetes, Eurotiales, Aspergillaceae. Gene Ontology annotation, molecular function: chorismate mutase activity. Gene Ontology annotation, biological process: aromatic amino acid biosynthetic process; chorismate metabolic process. The record is from RefSeq and is a predicted model, not a curated record. Bases 1 to 801 code for a protein of 266 amino acids. The transcript has 3 exons. Gene Ontology annotation, cellular component: cytoplasm.
AUGGACACUGCCAUUAAUCUUUCCGAUGCCUCCAAGGCAUUGGACCUUGCUAACAUCCGCUUCCAGCUCAUCCGUUUGGAGGACACAAUCACCUUUCAUUUGAUCGAACGAGUCCAAUUCCCCCUCAACAAGACGAUAUAUACCCCCGGUGGCGUCAAGAUUCCCAACUGCGAUCUGAGCCUAUCGGACUACCUCCUCCGCGAGCAGGAGCGCCUCCAAUCGCGCGUGCGCCGCUAUGAAUCGCCCGACGAGUACCCCUUCUUCCCCGAUGUGCUCGAGAAGCCUGUUCUCGCGCCCUUGCAGUACCCGCACAUUCUGCACAAGAAUGACGUGAACGUCAACGAUACAAUCAAGGCCCGGUACAUCAACGAGAUUUUGCCGGCAGUUUGCCCGCAUCUCGGUCGUGAAGACCGAGGCGAGGCACAGGAGAAUUAUGGAUCUGCUGCAACCUGUGAUGUUGCGUGUUUGCAGGCGCUGUCGCGACGAAUCCAUUUUGGAAUGUUCGUUGCAGAGUCGAAGUUCCAGAAGGAUCCAGAGACCUUUGUGCGCUUGAUCAAGGCGGAAGAUCGCGAGGGUAUUGACGUUGCAAUCACUGAUGCCAAGGUUGAGCAGAAAGUGCUUGAGCGGCUGGGACUUAAGGCGAAGACCUACGGAACCGAUCCCGCUUUCCCUGAGGAGAAGGGUCAGAAGAUCAAUAUUGAUGCCGUGGUUGCUAUGUACAAGGAGUGUGUCAUCCCACUCACCAAGGUUGUUGAAGUUGAGUACCUCAUGCAACGCCUUAAGGGAACUCAAUGGGAGUAG